This is a messenger RNA of Dendrobium catenatum, 659 nucleotides long. RefSeq lists its product as uncharacterized. Gene Ontology annotation, molecular function: protein binding. The coding region runs from base 77 to 358 and encodes 93 amino acids. The record is from RefSeq and is a predicted model, not a curated record. The transcript has 2 exons. Lineage: Eukaryota; Viridiplantae; Streptophyta; Magnoliopsida; Asparagales; Orchidaceae.
AAAUCUCCCUUUGUCAUGAAAGAAAACAUUCAUGUAAGCCGAACAUCUCCGUCGGACAUUGCCGUCAAAUCUCGCGAUGGCGUCGGCGGGAACCAGAGCAGGAAGAGACGGGAGCGUGACGGAAGAAGAAAGAAGAAAGGAGAUCACAACAACUUGCGAUUUUUGCGAGGCGACGCCGGCGCUUCGAGCUCCGGCCCACCUCGUCGCUCGAAUCUUCUCGCAGCUAGACUGCGUCGAUCUACUCAAUUGUUCUUUAGUGUGCAAGCAGUGGUACAUAGACACCAGAGAUCUGAGGGAAGGUUGGGAGAACGAAUACUUGGAGACUUUCAGUAUGUAUGCGUUUCUUCUAAAAAGGUGACAGUCUUACUCCCUUCUCCUUGCUCUGUAAUUCUGCUAUUAUCUUCAAUAAAGUAAAAGGGAAGACAACCUUGUUUUCUUGUACAUAAUGGAUGCUGUUUUAGACUUUUAUAUUUGUUUCAACUUUGAAGUUAGUCACCAAAGAAGUUAUAUUCUGCAACUUUUAUAUUAGACAUGGACUUUAGAAGACAUCAUUAAACUGCUUGUAAAUGUAUAAAGUGAUCGAAUUUGGAAAACGUUAUUCUUAUCGAAUAAUAAUGUACAUUUCCUUAGAAUAUAUGGCACGAUGUUCUUUCUUAUAA